Ipomoea nil (Japanese morning glory) is the source of this 1471-nucleotide messenger RNA. RefSeq names its product mitogen-activated protein kinase kinase 5-like. Gene Ontology annotation, biological process: protein phosphorylation. NCBI's taxonomy places the organism in Eukaryota, Viridiplantae, Streptophyta, Magnoliopsida, Solanales, Convolvulaceae. The transcript has 2 exons. The record is from RefSeq and is a predicted model, not a curated record. The coding region runs from base 300 to 1361 and encodes 353 amino acids. Gene Ontology annotation, molecular function: ATP binding; protein serine/threonine kinase activity. Gene Ontology annotation, cellular component: cytoplasm.
UGCUUCUUCUACUUUCAUCCACCUCUCACUUUCUCUCUCUCUCCCUCUCUGGUUUUCUCGUUCUUUCAUUCUCAUUCUCCUCUUCCAAGAACCUUCUCUCUCUCUCCCUGUGAUGACUGCUUUCUCUGCCAUGGAUUCUUCUUCCUCUCUAUCAUUUCUUGUGAAUAGAUAAUCUCCAAUUUCUUCUUCUCCUCUUUGAUUUUUGAUAGGGGAUAGAAUUUUGAGUAUACCCAGAAUUCAUUGUAGUUAAGGGUAUUGAAAAGGUGGAUUCUUGAGAGAGAGAGAAAGUAGAAUCAAUCAUGAGGCCGGCUCAACCGCAAGCGCAGGCGGAGCGCAGCCGCCAGCGGCGGAGACCCGACUUGACACUGCCGCUUCCGCAGAGAGACCCGAAAUUAGCCGUCCCUCUUCCGCUGCCGCCGAGCUCGGCGCCGUCGUCGACCUCCUCGGCGGCGACUUUUGCCUGUCCGCCGACGCCGCUCAAGUUCUCGGAGAUGGAGCGCAUCAACCGCAUCGGAAGUGGGAGCGGCGGCACGGUGUACAAGGUGCUCCACCGCCCCAGCGGGCGGCUGUAUGCUCUGAAGGUGAUCCACGGCCACCACGAGGACUCCGUCCGGCUGCAGAUGUGCCGGGAGAUCGAGAUCCUCCGUGACGUCAGCAAUCCGAACAUCGUGAAAUGCCACGACAUGUCCGAUCACAACGGCGAAAUCCAAGUUCUGUUGGAGUUCAUGGACAAGGGCUCCCUGGAAGGGACCCACAUCGCCCACGAACCCUCCUUAGCGGAUCUCACCCGCCAGAUUCUCUCCGGCCUCUAUUAUCUCCACCGCCGCAAGAUUGUUCACCGUGAUAUCAAGCCCUCCAAUCUUCUCAUCAAUUCUCAGCGUAUGGUGAAGAUAGCCGAUUUCGGGGUUUCUAGAAUCCUCGCCGCCACCAUGGAUUGCAACUCCUCCGUGGGCACGAUUGCCUACAUGAGCCCCGAGAGGAUCAACUCCGAUCUGAAUCACGGCCAGUACAAUGGCUACGCCGGCGAUAUAUGGAGCCUAGGGGUCAGCAUCCUGGAAUUUUAUCUCGGAAGGUUUCCGUUCAACGGCGGCAGGCAAGGCGAUUGGGCUACUCUCAUGUGCGCCAUUUGUAUGUCCGACCCGCCGGAGGCGCCGCCCACGGCCUCAAGGGACUUCAGGAACUUCAUCGCCUGCUGUUUGCAGAGGGAUCCUGCGCGGCGGUGGACGGCGGCGCAACUGCUCCGCCACCCUUUCAUCCUGCAGCACUGCCCCGGCGGCGGCAACAAUCUCGCCAUCCCCACCCAGGUUCCUCAGCCAUCAUACCAAUUGCUUCCUCCUCCACGCCCGCAUUUUUCUUCUUGAUCUUUAGGAUUUCGAAAUUUUCCACUUUGUCUUUUCAAUAUUUCUGGGUUUAUUUCUGUACUAUAUAAUUUUUAUGGAAUUGAUUAUUACGCCAUGUGAUAUUCUGCUCA